Molecule: messenger RNA, 1071 nt
Organism: [Candida] anglica
Lineage: Eukaryota; Fungi; Ascomycota; Pichiomycetes; Serinales; Debaryomycetaceae
Source: the annotation of a GenBank genome assembly
AUGGAAGAAUAUAAGAAGAAUUCCAUUGUUGUGAAUGAGAGUCUUAGUAAACGUGACAAGCGACGUCAACAGAUUGCAUCUCGCCUCAAUAAAUUAGAAGUUACCUUUGGGAGUGAUAGAGAUAAUUUCUACCGAGCUCUGCUUCAUAAUCUUCAAACCACGUUGGCUACUCUUCAACAAGGUACAAAUGAAGAAUAUAUUCAGAAAAAGGAAGAUCUUGAAGAGACAAGAGAUUAUGAACUUACACGGUUAAGACUUUGGGAAGAAUAUCAAGUCAAACGAAUAGAAACUGAAUAUAACGAAGAUUUAUUAAAGGCAAACCAUAAUCAUGAUAAGAUGAUUAAAUUAAUAAAGGAAAAAUUAUACGAUAAAUUAGAAAGACAAAUAAAACAACUCAAGGAUGACAAGUUAUUGUUGAACCUCGUGAAUGCAAACUCUUGGAAAGGAAUCAAUGGGAAUAGUGGUACCUCAUCAUCAGUUCUUUCAGCCGCUGAAGCAGCUAUAUCUCUGCAUGAAAGAAGAUCAUUAAGGAAAAGAGAAACCAGUCUGAGGUUUACAGCUGGAGAAGCAGAUGAUUUAUCAGAUGGUGGGAACAAUAUUGGAGGAGAUUUCGGUGGAAGAACAUCUGCAGGAGGAGGUGGAGGUGGUGGGAAUGGAUAUUUUUCAUCUACAUUUAAUGGAGGUGGCUAUUCAUCAUCAACGAAACGAAGAAGACAUUAUGCUACGAGGUAUUCAUCCAAUGAUGAAUCUUCCGGAGUUGCCAGUAAUGGAACGUCAAGAAAUGGAGGCCAUCUGAAUGGAGGAGGACUUAGCAGUGGGAAUGAUAGCAAUCUUAGUGAUAAGGAUUAUGAUACUUUGAAUACCAUCAUCAUGGGUAAUGAAGACGGAGGAGUCUCAUUGGAGCUAUUAGACAAAGCGACUAAUGGAAACACUAGCAAUACCGGUAACGGUCUGCACAAGCCAAACACCAGAGGUUCAAACAAACAAUUCACAGGACUUUCCGGUUUAAAGCCAGAAGAAUUGAAUGACGAUUUGACAUUGUUACGGAAUGCUAUAAAGAAGGAUAAAUGA